This is a messenger RNA of Ruditapes philippinarum (Manila clam), 2194 nucleotides long. Its product is annotated as Krueppel-like factor 9. The record is from RefSeq and is a predicted model, not a curated record. Lineage: Eukaryota; Metazoa; Mollusca; Bivalvia; Venerida; Veneridae. Bases 335 to 1210 code for a protein of 291 amino acids. Gene Ontology annotation, biological process: regulation of transcription by RNA polymerase II. Gene Ontology annotation, molecular function: RNA polymerase II cis-regulatory region sequence-specific DNA binding; DNA-binding transcription factor activity, RNA polymerase II-specific. The transcript has 3 exons.
CUUCCGUUUGCAACCAAAACACCCCGCCCACACCACGUUGUGCAACAGAACAGAAAUUUCUCUUCGGGAUUCCAAAGAACCAUGAAAGAUGUCGCGUAAAAGUGAAAUGGAUCGCACGGACCGAACACCUUAAUGUGUUAAAAAUUGAAUUAAAUAUACGGGGAUAAUGAUUGAAUUAAAAAUUACAUUAAAAUCUUACGGAGAAUAGGAUAUUUACAACACGUGUUGGAACUAAACAAAGAAAGGUCAUAUCAACAAAAACAUCGCUCGCUCGAAGGGCGUGACCUGAUAGUUUUAAGGUUUAGAUUUUGUUUCAAAUGUGUUUUUUGUAAUUAUGAAUUUAACAGAAAGUGAAUCGGUGGAUAUGGAGGUAAACCUAGCCGCAGAAUGCUUGGUUGCCAUGUCCAAAUCGUUUGCUACCGAAAUUAGGUCAACAGCUGAUCGGACAAUGGCGGAAAACGUAACUAAGACCAACGUAGAUUCGACAUUCGCACUAGCCAGGAUAUUAACAGAUUUAAAGAGAGAAAAACAGGAAAAUAUUCCUGAUGACCAUAGUGACUAUCCUGCAGUGGAUUUACGGACUGACACUAAUAAUGUGGAUGUUAGAUUACCAAAAUCAAAAACUGUAAAUAAGUCGCGAAAACAGAAGACGAAAACCACGCCCACUUUUGAGUGCGUGAGAGUACAAAGAUUUGACGAAGAUUUAAUUGAUGCUCAUGGAAAGAAAAUGCAUAAGUGCCAUUACAAGGGAUGUCAUAAAGUGUAUGGGAAGAGUUCUCAUUUGAAAGCUCACUUAAGAACUCAUACAGGUGAACGCCCAUUUCCAUGUCCUUGGCCUUCAUGUGGAAAACGUUUUGCGAGAUCUGAUGAGUUGGCACGACAUAUAAGAACUCACACUGGUGAGAAAAAAUUUCAGUGCCCUCUCUGUGAUAAAAGAUUUAUGCGGAGCGAUCAUCUAAACAAGCACGCCAGACGUCAUCCAGAAUUUCGACCGGACAUGUUAAAACGCGGACGUCACGGAUCCGGUAAUAGCUCUCCAGGAUUUGGAGACAACAAGUUUUGGACACCGAUUGAGGCAGAACGCGAGAGGCAUGGUUCAGGGAAUAGCAUGUUGAGUCUAGGUAGUACGGGAACAAGAUCUGUGACCCCACAGUUUGAACUGGGUAGUGAUGGUGUAUCCAAUCAAUCAAGUCCCACAACAUCACCGUAAUGUUGCAAAUCUAUAUGUGCAAGAGACUUUUAUAAGCCAAGAGAAUGCCUAUCUUUCAUUAUCAAAAUAUGACAAAGUACAUUUUUAUUUGAAAAUAGUAAAAUAUAACUUUACAUUGCAUGUCUGAUGAGCAACUAAGAAAGGCAACUCUUCUGUUACCUUAGGAAGUAACUACAGAGUUGCUGCCCCUUAGUAGUCAGUUGACAGCUGCACUAUCUGAAACAUUGUAACAAAUUAAUUAUGUAAAGCUCAGAUUUCAGCACUUCACAGCUAACUUAUGUUAUACACACUCAGCUAUUGAUAUGAUGAUAAAUUACCAUUUAUACCAUAUCAUCAUUCAUUACCUGAAACUUACAAUAGCAUAUAAUUGUCUACUAUGUCUACAUGGAACAAUUACCAUAUACAUGUAGAUAUAAAUCAAGUCACUCUAAAGAUAGGAGAUAAUAAUAUGUAAAUUUUUCUGUUCAAUGUCUCCCAUUCUUUCUUUCAAAAUAAACUAAGGUCUUUAUCCAGCAGGGUAGCUGGAAAGUUGCCAUAUUGACCUGCAUGUCUUGUUUUGACUUGUAACCCAACCCCACAAAAGUAAACAAAACAUUGAAAUAAUGAGAUUUUUAUAUACAUAUAUAAGGGAUAUGAUUACGUAUAUUUUCAUUGAAGAUUUUGUUAUAAAUUGUUUUAAGGUUUAUUUCAUUAUAACAGGGUGUUUAAAAUUGAUUUUGUUUUAUAUUGUUAAUUUAUUAUACACCAUAAAAUAUUUGAUUAGGUAAUGGCAUUUGAUGUGGUAAAACAUGAAAGUUUAUCAGGAUCCAUAUUUAAUUCUCCUAUGAAAGAAUAUAUGUAAAUGAAGGUCUUUUGAGUUGAUGAAAUAUUCAGUUAAAUUUCGUCUGUUCAGAAUAUAAGUCAUGUCAAUUGUCUAUCACAUAAAAUACUUUAGACAAAGCUCAAUAGGCAAUUAUUUUUUUAAAAACGAUCUGAUCAAGUUGG